Messenger RNA from Lates calcarifer (barramundi perch), 4788 nucleotides. It is a transcript of the gene sel1l, whose product is annotated as SEL1L adaptor subunit of ERAD E3 ubiquitin ligase. Gene Ontology annotation, cellular component: endoplasmic reticulum membrane. Gene Ontology annotation, biological process: ERAD pathway. The record is from RefSeq and is a predicted model, not a curated record. Bases 483 to 2915 code for a protein of 810 amino acids. Lineage: Eukaryota; Metazoa; Chordata; Actinopteri; Centropomidae. Gene Ontology annotation, molecular function: protein binding. The transcript is spliced from 21 exons.
CCGAGAAUAGGAAGUGUCGAUCAGUAGUAAGGGCUUAACAUGGUAGAUAAGUAGUAUCUAGUUAAUAUAAACUAAACGCUGAAGAUUUUUCGCAUCUCGUCCUUAAACUUGGAUGUUUUCCAGUACCAAGAGAUACUCGCCAACUAAUUUUUAGACCGAGGAGUUACGUCUCUUGCACAUAUUGCGCCGUGUGGUUGGUCUUUUGUGUGGCACUAGCUUUUUAGCUGAACGCCUUCUCAGCCAGUUACUACUCUGCUAGCCUAGCACUGCAUUGGAAUUUGUUAGCUUGUUUGACAGCUACAGCAGCUAAAAUUAACCAGGCUGGUAUCCAGAGCGAACUAGGUUCCGUUUUUCCGUACGUGUGUGUGUGCGUGUGUUUAUUUAUGCUACUUAUCAAAGUGAGACUCAACUGUACCUGAAUGUUUGGUGACAGAUAUAGCAGCAGCUACAGCUAGCAGAGUGUUAGCUUGUCAACAACAGCAAUGGGCUUCCAGAGGUGUUUGAAGACGACGAGGACGUUUUAUUUGUUGACCAUUCUGCUGAUAGUCUUCGUCAAAGGAAUAACAUCAGAUGAAGACCAACAUGGGAAUGACGGACCAGAGCUAAAGUCUUACCAUGACCCAGACGAUGAGGAGGAAGAUGUCCAUCUGGCAUCAGUAAUUGUGGCAGGUGCUUCUGUGAACUCUGCUCACGAAGUUUCCCAGCCAGAGAUGGAGAAACAGUCACCUGGAGAUGAACUGGAGGGAGAGGAGAAGGAGGAUCUGCCUGAGCAGCCUACUCCAGUUGAGGAGAAACCUAAAGAGGUCCCUGUGGUGAAUGGAGGUACAGCCCAUGGAGAGCCCUGCAUCUUCCCAUUCCUCUUCCAGGGAAGGGAGUACUCAGACUGUACCACUGAUGGACGAGGGGAUGGACGGCUGUGGUGCGCCACAACCUAUGACUAUGACCAGGAGAAAAAGUGGGGUUUCUGUGAGACGGAGGAACAGGCACAGCAGAGACUGCAGGCAGAGGAGGCUGAGGAGCAGUAUCAGACUGUCCUACGUAUGCUCAAUGCCACCACCAGGAAGACACAGAAAAAAGAACUGUAUGAAAAGCUGCUCAAAGUAGCAGAGAAGGGCCACCAGAAGGCCAUGGAGAAGGUGGCCUACGCCAUGCUGUUUGGAGAUUACAUGAACCAGAACAUCACUAAGGCCAAAGAAAUGUUUGAGAAGCUUGCCAUGGAGGGCUCACCCAAAGCUCAGAUGGCUCUUGGCUUUCUGUAUGCUGCAGGACUUGGAGUUAACUCGAGUCAAGCUAAGGCCUUGGUUUACUACACCUUCGGUGCACUCGGUGGAAACUUGGUAGCUCAUAUGAUUCUGGGAUACAGAUACUGGGGAGGUGUGGGUGUUCCCCAGAGCUGUGAGUCAGCUUUAACACACUAUAGGCUCGUGGCAAAUCAGGUGGCCAGUGAUGUGUCCCUAACAGGGGGCUCAGCUGUGCAAAGGAUCAGGCUUCUGGAUGAGGUGGAGAACCCGGGCUCCACCAGCGGGAUGUUGGAGGAGGACCUGAUCCAGUACUACCAGUUCCUAGCUGAGAAAGGAGAUGUACAAGCUCAGGUGGGGUUAGGUCAGCUUCACCUGCAUGGAGGACGUGGAGUUGAACAAAAUCACCAGAGGGCGUAUGACUACUUCACCCAGGCUGCAAAUGCAGGGAAUACACAUGCCAUGGCUUUCCUCGGGAAGAUGUACUCAGAAGGCAGCGAGUUUCUCCCUCAGAACAACGAGACGGCCCUGCAGUACUUCAAGAAGGCUUCAGACUUGGGUAAUCCAGUGGGACAGAGUGGCCUGGGCAUGGCCUAUUUAUAUGGAAGAGGUGUCCCAGUGAACUAUGAGCUGGCACUGAAAUACUUCCAGAAGGCAGCAGAGCAGGGCUGGGUGGAUGGACAACUCCAGCUGGGCACCAUGUAUUACAAUGGCAUUGGUGUGAAGCGUGAUUACAAACAGGCACUCAAGUUCUUCAACUUGGCCUCACAGGCAGGCCACAUACUGGCUUUCUACAACUUGGCCCAGAUGCACGCCACGGGUACCGGUGUGAUGCGCUCCUGCCACACUGCUGUGGAGCUUUUCAAGAAUGUGUGUGAGCGCGGUCGCUGGUCAGAGCGUCUAAUGACGGCCUACGGCAGCUAUAAGGAGGGAGAGACGGACGCUGCGCUGGUUCAGUAUCUGCUGCUGGCUGAGCAGGGCUACGAGGUGGCCCAAAGCAACGUGGCCUUCAUUCUGGACCAGAAAGGGGCAAAGAUUUUCAGUGAGAAUGAGACCUACCCUCGUGCUUUGCUCCACUGGACAAGAGCUGCAGCACAAGGUUACACUGUGGCUAGGAUAAAACUAGGGGACUAUCAUUUCUAUGGCUAUGGGACGGAUGUGGACUAUGAGACAGCCGUCAUCCACUACAGACUGGCAUCAGAGCAGCAGCACAGUGCCCAGGCCAUGUUCAACCUGGGUUAUAUGCAUGAGAAAGGCCUGGGCAUCAAACAGGACAUCCAUUUAGCCAAGCGUUUCUAUGACAUGGCAGCAGAAGCCAGUCCUGAUGCCCAGGUCCCAGUUUUCCUGGCCCUGUGCAAGCUGGGCCUGAUUUACACGCUUCAGUACGUGCAGGAUCUUAAUCUGAAGGAGAUGAUUUCUCAGGUGGACCUGGACCAGCUCCUGGGCCCGGAGUGGGACCUCUACCUUAUGACUGUCAUCGCACUGCUCUUGGGCACGGUCAUCGCUUACCGACAGCGCCAACACCAAAUCAUAGUGCUGCCUCGUCCCCCUGCCCCUGCCCCAGCAGCACCUCCCCCCCGACCGCCUCAGGAACAGCCGCAAGCCCAGGCUGAGACCCAGGGUCAGGGAGAAACACAAGCCCAGGGGCCGGCCCAGGAGGAAGAGGAGCAGCAGUGAGAGGAAGCCAGACGGAGCAAGGGCCGGAAUAGACAGACAGGCUGUGCCAGCCCACUGCACGGAGCAGCUGGUGCUUACUAGCUGAAUACCUGCUAGUUCAAGCACCUCUCCCACUCCGCCUGCUCCUCUCCACAUGCUAAAAAAAAAAAAACAAAAAAUGACAGAGACGGCUGCUGAACUGCUCAGUCUCACAACUCCCUUUCUCCAUUUAAAAUAUGCUGGUCCUGUGCUUAGAGCAAGACAGUGGAGGUGUUUAUGGACAGUGCUGCAGAACAGAGUGUUGAGGAUAACACAGGCUUGGGACUUGUUAGUCUGUGACUCAGGAUAGUGCCAGAAGCACCCAUGUCCUCACCAUGGAAAUAGUCUUGCAGUUGCCAGAUCAAAGGCGUUUUGGUCAACAUAGUUGGAGUCUGAUAUGUGCAUUAGUUUCUUCUCACUUUCCUUUUUUCAUUUUUUUGUUUUUUGGGGGUUUUUUUUGUGAAAAUUACUCACAAUUAAACUGCUUCAAUUCUAAUUUUGUGCAGUAUUUAGAAAGAGAAUCAGUCAGGAAAAUGUGAACUAGGAUCAUUUUAUUUGCUAGCUAAAAGAAGUCAUGUUUUUGCAUGUUUUGCAGACGUAAGGCACCUUUUUUUUUUCAUACACCCAGCGAGUGAACAAGUUUUGCAUUUGUUUUUUGCGUCGCAAUUUUGCGUUCAUUAGUUUAAUUGACAUGCUGUCAGGUCAGUACCUUUUCAAACCUGCAAUUCACAGAGAACGACUCAACAUUAGUGACCGUGCUAAAAUGUUCUAAAGCCAUGUUAUGUCAUCAGUAUAAGAACAUGAAACGUGUUAAGUGGUUUACUUUAUCUAAUAGAAAAGCUGGACUGGAUGCUUGUUUGAUAAAUUAUUUAAUUUUAAGCACACUAGUUGAUGUUUUGUGUUUUCAACAUGGCAGACGUCUAGAAAGAACGAGAAGCUGCUGAAGUCAGACGAGGCUCAGCUGUCACCAAAAAUCCCUGAUGCAGAUCCUGUUUGAAAAUUCAUACAGACGUCUUUCACUCUCAGAGCAUAGUGAAAGCAGAGUGCACAGCCUUUUAAAAAAUUCAUUUUAAAGAGAAAUCUAUGUAUACAGUCCAGUGAGAGGGAGCAGAGAACAGUUUUUUGAAGGUGUGCUGUUCAUUGGUGUGAUCUUUUUACCACCAGCAUGCUAUGAUUAGCUGGUUUUGGGAAAGAACCCCCCCCCUCCUUUUUUUUUUAAGUUUAUUAAGCUUUGUGUUAGCUGAGGCGGUAAUUGGAACAGCCUUAAAGAUAACAGCACCUCAAACAAACUCUGGAUUGUUGGAUUGUUUCUACAUCAGAGGAAGAGACUUUUUUUUCUGUUACCCAACUUCAGCUGUUGUGAGAAUUUCCACCCCCUCACCAAAGUCCAAGUUGGAGCUCUGUGCUCUGCCUACACUUUUCAGCUCAGAUGGACCUAAAUCUGAUUCUGAAAUGGGAAACAAGUGAAGCCAUGAUUAGGCCAUCCAGUAUUUGUCCAGACAAGAUUAGAAACUUCUAAUUUUGCCACAUGCAGCUCUUAUUCUCUAAAGUCCAUUUGUUCAGUUCCACAGUACUGUACGUGCUUGUCGUUAGAAAUACUGAGAAUUUGUCCACCAGUACAUCUGCAUGAAGUGUAUGAAGUCAAAAAGGACAGUAAAAUGUCAACUGCAGGAUGAAAAGAAAUUAUUCCAAACUUUAAAUGACACUGAGGUCCCUGCAUUCAUGCAUUAAUACCCACAUAACUCCCAGUUUGUCUGAAAUGAAACACUGGUGAAGAUUGUCGUGAAGACUGCAUUUUUACCAUCGCAAAAAAGAAGUUUAUAAAGAAAUUAAUAAAUGAUAUAUGGAUAUUUAA